Molecule: messenger RNA, 387 nt
Organism: Helianthus annuus (common sunflower)
Lineage: Eukaryota; Viridiplantae; Streptophyta; Magnoliopsida; Asterales; Asteraceae
Exons: 2
Coding region: 4-387 (127 amino acids)
Source: RefSeq, a predicted model, not a curated record
ACCAUGUCUCAAUCGGAGACUUGGUACAUACGAGAAGGAGUUGAUCAUGAUGAAGUGAUGCAGCUAUACGAAGGAUUCCCUAAUCUUUUCUCCUUUCGGAUUCAUCAUGGUGGUAGGUUAACACAUCCUCCUGGUCGCACUUAUGUUGGAGGUAGGAUUAACUACGUUGACCUAAUUGAUAUCGAUUUGUUCUCUGUCCAUGAGGUGUCCUUAAUGAUUAAUGAGUUAGGUUAUUCUGUGAAUGAUCAUAUAAUAUACCAUUACCUUAACCCUAAAAAAGAUAUGGAUAAUGGUAUUGAGGAGUUAGGCACUGACAGUGAUGUUUUAAGGUUCUCUGCACAUGUUGAAGAGCAUAAGCUAAUUGAGUUGUAUACCACGCAUGGUUAA